ACACAACAAAUAAUGAAAUUAAUCAUGGCCUCUUCUUAUUGUUUACAUGCCAUUCUUUUGUGUUCUCUUCUUUUCAUUACUUCAACUAUAGCUCAAAAUCAAACUUCUUUCCGUCCCAAAGGUCUAAUUAUCCCAGUCACAAAAGAUGCUUCAACUCUCCAAUACCUUACACAAAUCCAACAAAGAACACCUCUUGUCCCUAUAAGUUUAACUCUUGAUCUUGGUGGCCAAUUUUUAUGGGUUGAUUGUGACCAAGGUUAUGUUUCUUCCUCUUAUAAACCGGCCCGAUGUCGCUCCGCCCAGUGCUCAUUGGGCGGAGCGUCUGGUUGUGGAGAAUGCUUUUCUCCACCUAGACCGGGUUGUAAUAAUAACACGUGUGGUCUACUUCCUGACAACACGGUUACACGAACCGCUACUAGUGGAGAGUUAGCUUCUGAUAUUGUGUUAGUACAAUCAUCUAAUGGAAAAAAUCCUGGUAGGAGCGUAAGUGAUAAAAAUUUCCUUUUUGUUUGUGGUGCUACAUUUCUUUUACAAGGUCUUGCUAGUGGUGUUAAGGGUAUGGCUGGUCUUGGAAGAACAAGAAUAUCUCUUCCUUCUCAAUUCUCAGCUGAAUUUAGUUUCCCUAGAAAAUUUGCUCUUUGUUUGACUUCUAGUAACUCUAAAGGUGUUGUACUUUUUGGAGAUGGUCCUUAUUUUUUCUUACCUAAUAGAGAAUUCUCAAAUAAUGACUUCCAAUACACUCCACUUUUUAUAAAUCCAGUAAGUACAGCCUCAGCCUUUUCAUCAGGUCAGCCAUCUUCUGAAUACUUUAUUGGUGUAAAAUCCAUCAAGAUUAACCAAAAAGUUGUACCAAUAAACACAACUUUGUUGUCAAUUGACAAUCAAGGUGUUGGUGGAACAAAAAUUAGCACAGUCAAUCCUUACACAAUCUUGGAGACUUCACUAUACAAUGCUAUUACAAAUUUCUUUGUGAAGGAACUUGCUAAUGUGACUAGGGUCGCAGCCGUGGCACCAUUUAGGGUUUGUUUUGAUUCAAGAAAUAUUGGAAGUACAAGAGUUGGACCAGCAGUGCCAUCAAUUGAUCUUGUUUUACAAAAUGAGAAUGUUGUUUGGACUAUUUUUGGAGCAAAUUCAAUGGUACAAGUUAGUGAAAAUGUAUUGUGCCUGGGAGUUUUGGAUGGUGGUGUUAAUUCAAGGACUUCAAUUGUGAUUGGAGGACAUACAAUUGAAGACAAUCUUUUGCAAUUUGAUCAUGCAGCAUCAAGAUUGGGAUUCACAUCUUCAAUCCUUUUUAGACAAACUACAUGUGCUAAUUUUAAUUUCACUUCAAUUGCUUAGGUAGUGUGGACCUAAGUUGUUUUAAUUAAUGUAUUGAAUUUUAAUAAUGUUCAAAGUUUGUCUUUGGACACUUUGUAAUAAUUGGAUCAAUAAGAUUUCUUGUGAUUUGUGCGUUGAAAACU
Molecule: messenger RNA, 1460 nt
Organism: Solanum verrucosum
Lineage: Eukaryota; Viridiplantae; Streptophyta; Magnoliopsida; Solanales; Solanaceae
Product: probable aspartic proteinase GIP2
Exons: 1
Coding region: 13-1338 (441 amino acids)
Biological process (GO): proteolysis
Molecular function (GO): aspartic-type endopeptidase activity
Source: RefSeq, a predicted model, not a curated record